AUGGGAAUCAAAGCUGUCGUCGCUGGUGCCUCUGGAGGAAUUGGACAACCAUUGUCCCUCCUCAUGAAGACUUCACCUCUCAUCUCCGAACUCGCUUUAUACGAUGUAGUCAACACACCAGGUGUUGCUGCCGACCUUUCGCACAUCUCUUCGCCAGCGAAAAUCACUGGCUACCUACCAAAAGAUGAUGGAGCAAAACUUGCUUUCAAGGAUGCGGAUAUUAUUGUUAUCCCAGCUGGAAUUCCUCGCAAGCCGGGAAUGACCAGAGACGAUCUCUUCAACAUCAACGCAGGAAUCGUCAAGGGUCUCAUCGAAGUUAUCGCCGAUGUCGCACCAAAAGCUUACAUCCUCAUCAUCUCCAACCCAGUCAACUCCACUGUACCAAUCGCAGCUGAGGUUCUCAAGGCAAAGAAUGUAUUCGACCCAAAACGCCUAUUCGGUGUUACCACCCUCGAUGUCGUCCGUGCCGAGACCUUCGUUGCUGAGAUUACCGGCGAGAAGAACCCACAGAAAUUGACCAUUCCAGUCAUUGGUGGUCACUCUGGAGAGACUAUCGUUCCUCUUUUCAGCCAAGCCAAACCAUCUGUCAGUAUUCCAGACAAUAAAUUGGCAGCUCUGGUCAAGCGUGUUCAAUUCGGUGGUGAUGAGGUUGUUGCGGCUAAGGAUGGAGCUGGAUCUGCUACCCUUUCUAUGGCAUAUGCUGGAUUCCGUUUCGCUGAGGCCGUUCUCAAGGGUCUUUCAGGCGAGAAGGGCAUUGUCACUCCUUCAUUCGUCUACGUUCCAGGUCUACCAGGAGGUGAAGAGAUUGCCAAGGAGACUGGCUGUGACUUCUUCUCCGUUCCAGUUGAGCUCGGCACCACCGGUGUCGAGAAAGUUCAAAACCCACUCACAAACCUCAACGACAACGAAAAGACCCUUCUAAAGGCCUGUGUCGAAGGUCUCAAGGGCAACAUUUCCAAGGGUGUCACAUUCGCCCACAACCCACCACAAAAGUAG
This is a messenger RNA of Glarea lozoyensis ATCC 20868, 996 nucleotides long. Its product is annotated as LDH C-terminal. The record is from RefSeq and is a predicted model, not a curated record. Gene Ontology annotation, molecular function: L-malate dehydrogenase (NAD+) activity. Gene Ontology annotation, biological process: malate metabolic process; tricarboxylic acid cycle. Gene Ontology annotation, cellular component: cytoplasm. Lineage: Eukaryota; Fungi; Ascomycota; Leotiomycetes; Helotiales; Helotiaceae. The coding region runs from base 1 to 996 and encodes 331 amino acids. The transcript has 7 exons.